This is a messenger RNA of Acanthamoeba castellanii str. Neff, 2940 nucleotides long. RefSeq names its product SAM domain (Sterile alpha motif) domain containing protein. The coding region runs from base 1 to 2940 and encodes 979 amino acids. Lineage: Eukaryota; Discosea; Longamoebia; Acanthamoebidae. The transcript is spliced from 13 exons. Gene Ontology annotation, molecular function: protein binding. The record is from RefSeq and is a predicted model, not a curated record.
AUGAAGAAUCUUUGGCCGCACCCCUCCAACGUCAACACCCUCGCUACCAAUCCGCGAUUCUCCCUCCCCGUUGGCGCAUCUACAUCCAUCCUCGCCGUCCCAUCUUCGCCCCAGACCAACACGCGCGAGCGCGUCGGUUCCGGGGCCGCGCCCGCGUCGCCCUACGUGCCGACCGUGCGCCGGUCCUCCGUCUCCAUGCGCAGGAGAAGCGGGUCGGCCGCGCUCGACGAGGAGGGCGGCCUCACCAUCGGCACCGACGAGGAGAGCGACACGGCCACCGACGAGAAGCGCAGCUCACGAAGGCCGCGGGAGAAUGGGACCACCAGCAGUAGCAGUAGCAGCAGGGACAAGGAGAAGGACGGAAGCAGCAGUAGGGACAAAGAGAAGGAGAAGGACGGGAGCAGCAGCAGCAGGGACAGCUCACCGGCGUCGCGUGGUGGCAGCAGCGGCAGCAGCAUUCGCCAGCGCAACCCGGACAAGCGCAGGAGCAGCCUCGUCAUCGUACAGACGUCCAAGGGUGGAGGUGCGACGACCGACGACGACAACGACGACCGGCGACGGACUACCGAGCGUGACCGCGGCGAGAGGCGCAAGGAGCGUGAGCCGUCGUCGUCGAGCAGCAGCAGCAGCAACGGCAAGUCCGGCAGCCAGAUCGUGCGAGAGAAGGACAGCAGCACGAAGGAGAAGGACUCGCGGGGUCCGAGAUCGCACCGCAGCGCCCGGGGCGAAAAGGAAAGGGACGGCGAGAAGGAGAUCACCAAGUGGCUCCACGCCAUCCGGCUCCCCAUUGAAUACGCUCAACUCCUCCUUGCGGACGGAUUCGAUGACCUCGAGACGGUGAAGCUGAUCACGGACGACGAGAUGCGGCAGCUGGGCAUUGCCAAGACUGGGCACCGGAAGCGCGUGCUGUACUGGAUCGAGUGCCAGCGCAACGGCACUGGGUCGGGCAUCAUGCGCGACACCGACAGCGAUAAGGACGACUCCCGCAGCGACGUGGCCACGGACAGCGACAAGGACAGCACCGACAGCCACAAGGACUCCAAUAAGGACCAGGGCAAGCGCAAGCGCAAGGCGAAGAAGGGGAGCGGGGAUACCAAGGCGAAGGAUAAAGAAAGCAACACCACCACCAGCAGCAGCAGCAGCAGCAAGGCGCAGCAGGCGAUGAUGUCGCCCCGCGCGAGCGAGCCGGCCUUCUCGGUGGCCACGCUCUCCACAGAGCCGGCCGUGGUGGUGGACAAGGUGCUGCCGCUUCCGGCCUCGUCGCCGUUCGAGAGCCAGUUGCGCGCCGCGCCCACGAGCUCGCUGUUCAUGUCGGGUUCGUCGAUACCCAUCGCCAGCAGCGGCAAGAAGACAACGCCGUCCAGGCACAGGGACAUUGAAGCCCACCGAGGAGUCUCCUUCUACGGCGAGGAAUUCGUCGCGCAAGAGGAAAAGAACGAAGCGUCCAACGGCGAAGUCACGUCCUCCGAGGAGAAGAAGAAGGGGAGGAAGGCCAAGAAAGAAGCGGCGGCGAGUAUGGCGGAGGACUCGGGAAGCGGUAGUGCGGGUGGUCUACAGAGCUACGAUCUGAGGCGAAAGGAGCUGACGGCGGUGCCGUCCAACGUGUGGGAGAUGAAGAACCUCAGCGUGCUCAAUCUCUACAUGAACAAAAUCGAGAGCCUGCCGCCAGAUCUCGGUAAAUUGACCAAGUUGAAGGCCUUGGGGUUGAACGAAAACAGCCUACGGACUCUGCCCAACGAGCUGGGACAGCUGACAUCGCUCACCAUGCUCGAUCUGAGGUACAACAAGCUCACCGAGCUGCCGGCGACGAUCAAGCACCUCGUGCACCUCAACAAGCUCUUCCUCCGGUACAACCGACUCGAGCAGCUGCCCGAGGAGAUCGGCUGUCUCGUGUCGCUCGAGAUGCUGAGCGUGCGCAACAACCAGCUGCACAAGCUGCCGCGCAAGCUCAGCAUGGCCACCAACCUCAAGAUCCUGGAUAUUUCCACCAACCACCUCACCAAGUUCAGGUCGGUCGAAAAGCUGUGCCAGCUGAAGGACCUCGAUCUCAAGCAGAACAAGCUGACUACGCUACCGGACGGCUGGGGCGCGCUCACCGACCUCAUGCGGCUCGACGUCUCGCAGAACAAACUGGAGGAGUUCCCCGUGACCAUCACCGAGCUCCCGCGCCUUGAGACCCUCGACUUAGAAGCCAACCAAUUGACAGUUCUUGCGCCUGAGAUCGGCAACAUGACCUCGCUCCGCAGUCUGUAUCUGGGUCGAAACAAACUCAUCGCGCUCCCUGCCGAGUUGGGCAUGCUUACAGGUCUUCGGGAACUGCACCUGAAGGGCAACCGGCUCAAGGCGAUACCGCCGGAGCUGAGCGCGCUCGUGAACCUGAAGCACCUCGACCUGUCCACCAACGAGUUCCAGACCUUCCCCGACGCGCGGUGCUUCCCUCCGGCGCUCAACUCCCUCAACAUGUCCGACAACCAGAUGAAGAGGUUGUCCAACCAAAUCGGCGCGCUCACGACGCUGAAGCAGCUCAACCUGGACGAAAACCAACUCGACCGGCUGCCUGGAGAGAUCUCGCUGCUGACCGGACUCACCGAGCUGCGCGUGGGCUACAACGAGCUGCUCACACUGCCUCACGAGAUUGGAGACAUCUCCCUGAUCAAACAGCUGCACCUGGAGCACAACAAAAUGGUGGAGCUGCCCAAGUCGAUCGGCAACCUCUCUGCGCUCGAACUGUUCGUCGUGACGGACAACCUGCUCAACGAUCUGCCCAACGAGAUGGUCAACAUGACCUCCCUCUCCGAGCUCAAAGUCGACGGCAAUCCCUUCGACAACCUCCCGGCUGCCGUGCGAGGGGCCGGCGGACGCGACACCUACAACUUUGUCCUCAAACGAGCUGCCAAGAGCGCCCACAAGAAGCAAGAGAAGAAGACGCGAAAGAAGUGA